This is a messenger RNA of Clupea harengus (Atlantic herring), 4941 nucleotides long. It is a transcript of the gene ros1, whose product is annotated as c-ros oncogene 1, receptor tyrosine kinase. Gene Ontology annotation, biological process: cell surface receptor protein tyrosine kinase signaling pathway; multicellular organism development; positive regulation of kinase activity. The record is from RefSeq and is a predicted model, not a curated record. Gene Ontology annotation, cellular component: signaling receptor complex; plasma membrane. NCBI's taxonomy places the organism in Eukaryota, Metazoa, Chordata, Actinopteri, Clupeiformes, Clupeidae. Gene Ontology annotation, molecular function: transmembrane receptor protein tyrosine kinase activity; protein binding; ATP binding.
UGCUGGCUGUGCUGAGCAGUGACAGCCUUCACACUUCAAGGGAAGUCUGCUUCGUUAGUCGAUACACUUACAUCAGAGCAGCUUUGAUCUGUCGAGACAGGUUUUCAUUCAGCUGGGGUUGUUUUACAUAGGAAUACACUGAUUGCCACAGUUUUGGCUGAGUCGCUGUGUGGUCGGUCUGUAUUUUCUCGCGGCAAAGCGUAACAUGAAAUGGACAUAACUAGGAGAAAUGUGUUUUUUCAAUGUGCUGUUGUUCUUAUUUUGCCUUCAUUUUGAGUGUGUGUCAGGCCAAACAACUUCUCCUCAAAAUGUCUGGACUGACAGUGAUGGCUGCAAAGAUGGGAAAGAAACACACUGCUCUGAAUUUGUGUGUCCGCCAUCAGCUCCCUUUGCCUUCGCCAUUGGAGCCCAGAACAUCACCUUGUCCUGGGAGCCUCUUAACCAAUCCGAUGUGGUGUACAUACCACAGUGGACAGGCCCCAGCCUAUCAGGAGUCUGGACAUACAAAGAGAAUACAACAGCACCACACUUCACAGUGGAGAAGCUGCAGCCCUACUCGUGGUAUAAGUUCAGAAUUUGGGUGAUGGUUUGUCAGCAGCACAUCUCCUCUCCUGAAAGCCCCUUGUAUCAGACAGAACCAUAUGGAGCCCCAACCAGCCCCCCAGUGAUUGAGAGUGUUGAGAGUGUGUCAGGCGAGAGUGUGGAGCUGAGCUGGUCUGCUCCGGGGCACACUGGAGGGCCUGUAGUCGGCUACAACAUCGACCUUACCAGCCAUGAGGGUACUCUCAGCCUGACAACAGGAGGAGACGUCUUUACCGCCACUGCUUUCCCUACCACUCCAAACACAACAUACAGGGUGUCCAUAGCUGCGGUGAACAGGGAGGGCCAGGGUCCACCUGCACAGACCAUAGUCACAACUCCAGAGAAAGAGGAGCAGAGUGGCACUCGUUGGAUCAUAGCAUCCAGCAUGAAGUCCCUCAGGAGGAAGAAGGCCGAUGACUUUUACUUACCAGCAGACUGCCUUUUUGAUGGGCUCAUAGAGUCUAAUAUCACAGGUGUGUCCAACCUUCAGGCCUCUGGGCAGGUGUAUUUCUCCGAGGGGUUAAACAUUUGGGCGACAGCUGCAGGUGACCCCUCUGACCUGAGACUUCUGUACACCUCCACCCAACAGAUCACUGGCACGUCUGUGGACUGGCUCUAUAAGAAACUCUACUUCAUUUCUGGUGGGAAGGUGUAUCGCUGCAGUGAGGACUGUUCAGAUCCCGUACAAUUACAGCUUUCCACUCCGGGCCCUCCGACCAGAAUCAUAGCAGAUCCAUAUAGCGGGUGGCUCUUCUUGUUGUUGCAUGAUGGGAUAUAUCGCACUGUGUUGCCAGGGGAACACAAUCAGAACAUAAGCCUGGUAGUCAACGGCAGCUCAGUUCAUGACUUUGUGGUCAGUGUCAGAAACAUGAAGCUGGUGUACUUCUUGAAGGAGAGCCGGGCCCUUUCCGCUGUGUCGUUGGACGGCUCGUCUCCCAUCGACCUGCGCUCGGACAUCACCGUUGUAGACGUUGUGCAGAGUCUGGCGUACGAGGACAACCAAGUCGUGCUCACUGAUGGAGUAAAACUCUACCAGGAGGAGCGUCUUGAUGACAUAGUCAGCUUUAACGAGUACCUGAUGGACUGUAGCUUCAGUCACCCUACCCCUGGGGGCUUUGACCACCUCCUCUACAGCAGCCCAUCCUCACAGCCCUAUCCAGUACCCCGGAGGCCUCGGGACGUCACCGCACACUUCGGCUCUGGGAGGGUCUGCUUGAAGUGGAGGGAACCAGAACUAAGAAUGGGAGCAAGCUCAUCAGCUUGGCAGAACUGGACUUAUACCGUCACAGCAUCCAUGAACGGUUCUGUUGUCAGGACCUACAGUGAUAUCAACACUAGGCAGGUGAUGGUGACCGAUCUGCAGAGCUCCCAGCGCUACACGCUAGCGGUAAGGGCCGAGUCACCUGGAGGCCAAUCUGCCGCGGUUCUGUUUGAGGGAACCACACUACAGAACGAGACCAAUAUUCCAUACAUAGUUGCAGCGAGCAACAACGGCCUUUGGAAACAAGAACUGGAUGGCUACGACUUCACAGAAUUGCUGGCUUACAACAUCACAACAGUGAGAGAUAUGGACUGGUAUAAUGGCACGAUCUACUGGACAGACAGCAGUGGACACAUCAGCUACGUGGAGCUGAAGGAUGGCAAGUCUGGUCUGAACGCCACUGUGGUGCCAGGAGUGAUGAAUGCCGAAGCCGUGGCGUUUGACUGGCUGGGCAGACAGCUGUACUGGAACUGUAAUUCCACUCAGAUCUGCCGAGGAAGUCCAACCUCUGUAGCGCAGGAAGUGGUGGUGCAGGGCCGGCGUGACAUCACCGGUCUGCUGGUGGACCCGCUGCAGGCCUUCGUGUACUGGAGCACAGCUCUCUCUGUGGAGGGCGCCAGGCUCAAUGGAGAGGGCUGCCUCGUCAUACAAGAGCUGAACGUGCUCUCUGGGAGACAGGUGGCUGGAAUAACCCUUGACAUGGCUGAAGGCGCUCUCUUCUGGCUCGUGCAGGAUGGACUAAUUUUGCACCUGUACAGGACAAAUUUGCUCAAAGACGGGUUAGGUCAUCCCAGUAUCACGGUGACAGAGAGAUGGAGUGUCUCUGUGGUGUGUUGCUCUGAGCUGGUCUUCUACAGCAACCGUCUGCUGUGGCUGGACGGGGACCAGAGACUCCGGCUGCAGGAGGUGGACCAGGCAGAGAGCGUGCUGAUGUCACCUGACCACACACUGACCAGCUUCACCCUGAUACAGAGCACGCUCAAACCCCUGCCAGAUGGAUUUCUGCUCCCUCCUGUUGUGAUACCUCAUGCGAUUCCAGAAACAUCUGUCUAUCUGGUGGGGAACUCCACUGUAUUCAGAGUCACAUGGGAGCCUAGUAGCCCUGUCAACUAUGGCUCUGUGUUUUACUGCGUUGAAUCUGAAGUUUUACAGUUUCAAGUAACAGACCAGAAUGAACAGAACAGUAUUGAAGGUUUCUGUCCCCCGUCAAACACACUAACUGAGCCAGUUUUGGAGGUGAGGCACUUCCCUCCAAAUACCCUAUUCAGUCUGGCUAUAACCCCUUACACUUACUGGGGAAAAGGAGACACCACCUAUCAAGUCCUCCGCUCACCUGAUGCAGGGCGAUCUACAAACACAGAUGCAGUUAUAAUCACAUUUGGCGUGUUGACGGGUGUCCUUCUGGCUAUGAUAAUCACUGCCGCUUUCAUUUGGCGCAGGCGAAGAACUAAAAAAGAGAGCGCCCUGCCCAGCAUCCAGAUGGAACCUGACGAGGAACUGGAGGAAAUAAGGGGUCUGGUUGGAUUAGCGAACGGCUGCUAUGCAGUCAGAACCCUUCCCAUUCACAGUGAGAUAAGCACACUUCCUGUGUUUCCCAGAGACCAGUUAAAGUUGCAAAGACUUCUGGGUAGUGGUGCUUUCGGGGAGGUCUUUGAAGGCAUUGCGACAGGGAUCUCUUCCGUGGACCUGAAGUCAGACACAAGGGUAGCUGUCAAGACCCUGAAGAAGGGAGCCACAGAUGAUGAGAAAACAGAUUUUUUGAAAGAGGCACAUCUGAUGAGUCAGUUCACCCAUCCUAACAUCCUGAGUCUACUGGGUGUGUGUCUGCUGAAUGAGCCUCAGUAUAUCAUCUUAGAGCUCAUGGAGGGGGGGGACUUGCGCUCCUACCUCAUGGUAGCGCGCCCAGCACCUGACCAUGGGCCUCUGCUUAAUCUGUGUGAUCUGCUAGACAUCUUCUUGGAUGUCGCUAAGGGAUGUGCUUACUUAGAGAAAAUGCACUUUGUACACAGAGAUCUCGCUGCACGGAACUGUUUGGUGUCUGUCAAAGACUACACAGACCCCAAGCGUGUUGUUAAGAUAGGAGACUUUGGCUUGUCCCGUGACAUCUACAAGAACGACUACUACAAGAAGAGAGGGGAGGGGCUGCUGCCUAUUCGCUGGAUGUCUCCUGAGAGUCUAACAGAUGGCAUCUUCAGUAGGCACUCAGAUGUAUGGGCUUUUGGGGUGCUCCUGUGGGAAGUUGUCACAUUGGGCAAACUGCCCUAUCCUGCCUUCACCAACCUCGAGGUUCUGCAUCACAUCAACUCAGGGGGGAGACUUCUGGCUCCAACAGACUGCCCUCAGACCCUAUACAACUUAAUGCUGGCAUGUUGGUCAAACACUCCAUGGGAGAGGCCAAGCUUUCGCCGCCUGGAGGAACAAAUCAGUCAGCUGAGACAGAAGGGGGAACAACUUAGGGAGGAACAACAAACGUCAAGAGGAAUGGUGAAUUAUGGUUUCCAGGAUGAUGAGGAGUGCAGUGUUGUGGACGAGGACGAGAGCACAGGAGGCGGCCUUACCCACGUGCUCAGCGAGGAGGGACUUAACUACUUGAUGUUCAGUGCUGACGACAAAGACCCUGAGCCGGCACAAUCGCCUACUGAAGAGACACUUAACCAUCCACUGUCCAAUUCCAGUGAUGAAGAGGCCAUGACCACACCACAAGGCCCAACAGAAAGCAACAGGGAAGUGGGAAUAAACUACCUGGUGCUCAGUGCCAAAGACUUGAUGGAAAACAGGAACCAGCCCCAUUCAAUUGAACCCAGUAAUGGGGAAGGGCCAUAUCUCAUGGCUGACAACGGUGGCACAGAGAAAGCCAUAGAACAUUCAUGUUUAGUAUCACCCAGUAAUGAACAAGGACCAAACUACCUGAUGUUCAGGGCUACAGAAACCCAAGCCACAGAUGAAAAGCCAUACUUGACAAAAGCUAAGGCAGAGCCUAAGGCCACGGAUGAUUGACUAUGUGGCUACAAACUACUUAUUCAAAGCAUAGAAUAUAUAUGCUUAUCAACAUUAAAUAUCACAUGUCUGGGGAAUACACAAAUAAAAUACUUUCAAUU